CGCGACACAACAAAGUCCCCACCAUCUUCUCUGUCUCUCUCUCUCGGCGAAGCGAAGCAGAGCAAGCAACGCACAAGAAACACGCGAGCUGCAAGUCGGUGAAUCGCAGGGUCUAAGCCAAGCAAGCGAUCGAGGGAGCGCCGAUGAUGGCGGUUGCGGGGUGGUGGUGCUGGCCGCUGCCGGCGUGGCUGGGCUCCGGCGCGGCGUGGUUCGUCCUGCUCAACGUCGUCGUGGGCGCCAUCUUCGCGCUGUCGUCCCGGGCGCAGCCGCAGUCCCCGUCGCCGCGACGCGGGAGCGGGAUCACGCGCAGGGCGUCGUCGGUGCUGCUGCAGCGGCUCCGGUCCUUCUCCGUCUUCUCCUCCCCGUCGCCGGGCUUCCACACGGACGCGGCGCUGCCGGAGGACUCGCACGCCACCUUCCGUGGGACAGAGGAGGCCGGGACGAGCGCGAGGGCGUGGUCGCCGUCGACCCCGCGGGCGCCAACAGCGUCUGCACCGGCGAGAAAGGAGCAGGACGAGGAUGACGUGGACUCGUUGAGCAUGGACGACGUGUACGCCCUUGUGCAGGCGCGACGGCAGCAGCCGCCGCCGACGCCGACGGAGGAGGAGGCGGCAGGGUCGGAGGUGGACGCCAAGGCGGAGGAGUUCAUCCGGGGGUUCAAGGACGACCUCAGGCAGCAGCGCCUCGACUCCAUCUUCAACUACACGCAGAUGCUCAAGCAGCGCGCCGCGGGCCGCGGGACUACGCCGGUGGCCGAGCCAGAUACUACCGAUCAGUGAUCACCUGAUCGUUGAAACUUCAAACCAUGUCCAGGAAGGGCCAACUCAGGCUUGAGUUGCUGCCAUGGACGUCGCCGCCAGCAGCCGGUCCACAUUUGGAUCACGUGCUGGAUUCAUUUUUUCUUCUUCAUAUAGGAUUGCUUCAUUCGUUUGUUGAAGGGAGAGCUAUCCACUUUUUGAGAUGCUCUCGUCCUCUCGUGUACAAAAUACAGAGGCAUUCGGUGGUCGAAUGUUUACAAGUCGUGUAGGUUUUAGCAGAUUGCUUCUACUCAAGCAAAUAGUGUGGCUUUACUUUUGGCUUGCUUGUA
Lolium perenne is the source of this 1087-nucleotide messenger RNA. RefSeq lists its product as uncharacterized. Lineage: Eukaryota; Viridiplantae; Streptophyta; Magnoliopsida; Poales; Poaceae. The record is from RefSeq and is a predicted model, not a curated record.